AAAAAUCUAAACUACUGGAGGGGGGUUUCAGGAAACUUGGUAACUUAAAGGGCUUUUCUCAAGGUUGAAGAAAAACAAGGGGGUAAAAUGAAAGAUUGAGGAGAUGGAGAGUAUAAGCCCUAAAACAAACUCUGUCCCUCUUUUGAUUUUGUUUUGUUAAGAAGAGAAACAUGACAUCAAGGCGAGAGAGCAGAGAUUCAGACUCCAAACGAGAUCGUUCUAGAUUCGAUCGCGAAUCCAGCCCUAAGAGAUCCAAGAGAGAUGGGAAACCUGAAGAAGAAGAAGAAGGUGUUCUUCUGAGUAAGAAGGAUUUGGAUGUUAGAGAUGGCUGUACCGAGACAGAUAAGAAACCACGUCAGUCCCUGAGAGAUGCUGCUCCACUGGAGCCUGAUGCUCAGGGUUUGAGAAAAGACGUUGAAAAGAAGCUCUCUGACACGACCAAACAAGCUCCCCAUCUGUCUGAAGAGCUUCGUUCUAGACCAUACCAUCAGCAUGAUGAUCGUCGUACUAAUGGGAGAGAUGACAGAAGACAAACUUCUGAGAGAGGAUCAUGGAGAGGUUCAAGAGAUCAGAGCAGUCGAAGAGCUGGAGAUGAUCGUAGAGACCAAGACAAAAGCACCUGGCGACACGACAGGUUCCAUGAGAGUGACGACACCAAAGGAGCACUCUCCAGGAAACGCCCUGCCUUUAGAGAGAAGAAGAUUCAAGAGGAGUCUCGGAUCGACACAGACAGAACAAGAACUGAGGAGGCAAAAGACACGAAUCUAAACAGUCGCAGACAGAACGAGAGAAACUGGAGGAGCAACAAUGAGAGACCAGCAGCGGGAAGGGACAGGGUGUGGAACAGAGAUGAUGGAAGCAGACAGAGUUACCGAACCGAUAGAGAGGGAUUCAACAGAAACGGACGAAGUGGGUUUAAUGGAGGCUGGGCAAAGGCUGAGAAGAAAUGGGACCAUGACUUGUACGAGGAGGCGAACAAGAGUCCUGCUAGAGCCAACGAGGAAGAGCAGAUUGCAAAGGUCGAAGCUUUGUUGUCUUCUUCUUAAAGCUUUAUAUGUUUAUGUUUCUUGGUGUGGAUUUGCGUCUAAACUUGUUAAUGUCUUAGUUUUUUGCAAGUGUAGAAGAUAAUGUCUUGAGUUUAUAUAAUGAAAACUCUGUUCUAUUUUCCAGCAA
Molecule: messenger RNA, 1173 nt
Organism: Brassica rapa (field mustard)
Lineage: Eukaryota; Viridiplantae; Streptophyta; Magnoliopsida; Brassicales; Brassicaceae
Product: bcl-2-associated transcription factor 1
Source: RefSeq, a predicted model, not a curated record